AUGAAGGUCCAUGAUAAUAAUUUAGAUGACGUUUGGGGCUCUGACAACAGUGAAGACGAUAACCAACAUCAGUAUGACAUUUCUAAGUUGAAAACCAUUCAUAACGAUAGAGGCUAUUUGGAUGGUAUCACUAGUUCGAAAGAGACCAAUUUGCAAGAUGGGUUCAAUGCUGGGUUUCCAAAUGGGUCGAAUCUUGGAUAUAGAGUCGGUAAGAUAUUAGGAACUCUGCAGAGCUUGAGCUACAUAUUGAAUAAUCAAGAGACCUCAGGAAAGGAAAGUGGAUUCAGUCAAAGUGUACGACAGGAUCUUGUUGAUGCUCAGCAAGAAUUAAAAAUCAAUAAAGUCCUAAUAAAAUCUUUAUUUGAUAAUAACUUAGACUUGACUGAGAAUAGCCACGAUAUUUUAGAGAAGUGGGAAUCUAAAAUCAAAACCUACACAAAAUAUUACAAUAUAGAUUUCUAA
Messenger RNA from Tetrapisispora phaffii CBS 4417, 462 nucleotides. It is a transcript of the gene YAE1, whose product is annotated as Yae1p. Bases 1 to 462 code for a protein of 153 amino acids. The record is from RefSeq and is a predicted model, not a curated record. The transcript has a single exon. NCBI's taxonomy places the organism in Eukaryota, Fungi, Ascomycota, Saccharomycetes, Saccharomycetales, Saccharomycetaceae.